Messenger RNA from Ostreobium quekettii, 693 nucleotides. The record is from the annotation of a GenBank genome assembly. Lineage: Eukaryota; Viridiplantae; Chlorophyta; Ulvophyceae; Bryopsidales; Ostreobiaceae.
AUGCUGCUGCAGAUGCGCUUCAAGUGGUGGGAAGAUGCGAUCAAUGCGAUGUACAACGGAACACCCCCAGACCACCCUGUCAUUCAGGCAUUGGGCCAUGUGUUAAAGAGCCGGCACUUGACAAGGUACAGGAUGCGCAGAAUUGUGACCACGAGGCAGAAGGAUGCGCUCCAGCUGGAGGCUCCGGCAGACCUGGCCAGCCUUGAGCAGUACGCCAAUGGCACUGCAGUGCAGCUGCUGCUGCUUCAGCUUGAAGCAAAUGGAGUUGGAAACCUAGAAACGGAGAAAGCUGCUGCCCUUGUCGGCCAUGCUGUUGGCAUGACUAACCUGUUGAGGGGGACGAUCCACCACGCACAGAGAGGCAGGGUGUACCUCCCCCGUGACCUUUGCGAUCAACACCAGGUGAUUCAUGCGGAUAUUCUUCGUGGCAAGGACUCUGAAGGGGUGAGGAGAGUUGCAGAAGCUGUCUCGAAAGCAGCAGAAGAAAACAUCAAAAAGGCCAGAGAGCUGAUGCCCGCCAUCCCUUUGGAAGCCCGGCCUCUCUUCCUGCCAGCUGUGGGCUGCGCUCUUUUCCUCUCUGCCUUGAAGGCAAGGGCAUACAAUGUGUUCGAUCCAAUGUGGACCAAAAGUGGAGUGUCGCCCCUGUGGCUGCAGCUGAACCUGAAGUACCAUCUUGUAAGGGGUUCGUUCUAG